Neomonachus schauinslandi (Hawaiian monk seal) is the source of this 3539-nucleotide messenger RNA. RefSeq names its product chloride intracellular channel 3 (gene CLIC3). The record is from RefSeq and is a predicted model, not a curated record. NCBI's taxonomy places the organism in Eukaryota, Metazoa, Chordata, Mammalia, Carnivora, Phocidae. The transcript is spliced from 6 exons. The coding region runs from base 1 to 714 and encodes 237 amino acids.
AUGGCGGAGACUGCCAAGCUCCAGCUGUUUGUCAAGGCGAGCGAGGAUGGCGAGAGCGUGGGACACUGCCCUUCUUGUCAGCGGCUCUUCAUGCUCCUGCUCCUCAAGGGCGUGCCCUUCACCCUCACCACGGUGGACACUCGCAGGUCCCUGGAUGUGCUUAAGGACUUUGCUCCUGGCUCACAGCUGCCCAUCCUUCUCUACGAUGGUGAUGCCAAAACGGACACACUGCAGAUCGAGGAGUUUCUGGAGGAGACACUGGGGCCCCCUGAAUUCCCCAGCCUGGCGCCCCGCUACAGGGAGUCCAGCACAGCGGGUAACGACGUCUUUCACAGGUUCUCCGCCUUCAUCAAGAACCCGGUGCCCACGCAGGACGAUGCCCUGUACCAGCUGCUGCUGCGCGCCCUCACCAGGCUGGACAGCUACCUGCGCACGCCCCUGGAGCACGAGCGGGCGCAGGAACCGCAGCUUCGUGAGUCGCGCCGCCGCUUCCUGGACGGCGACCAGCUCACGCUGGCUGACUGCAGCCUGCUGCCCAAGCUGCACAUCGUGGACACGGUGUGCACACACUUCCGCCAAGCGCCCAUACCGGCCGAGCUGCGCGCCGUCCGCCGCUACCUGGACAGCGCGUCGCAGGUGAAGGAGUUCAAGUACACGUGUCCGUACAGUGCUGAGAUCCUAGCGGCCUACCGGACUGCCGUGCGCCCCCGCUAGCCCCUCCCCCACCGUCUACGGCCACCCCCUGCCCACUCUUCUACAGCCCCAUAAAGGCACCUCUGCCCCAGUGAGCGUGUCCUGACCUGCGAGGGACCAGAGGGCCCUCGAUUUCUGCCACCCCCAAAGCCCCACCAUGGAACACACAGCUCCACAUGAUCGCCCAGAAUGACAGGGGUGGAGAACCCAGUGGGUGGUUCUGCCCAUCCGUCCACUCACCCUAUCAGGGGUGGUGGGGGACUGGAUUGGGCUCCCAAACCAGUCAGGCCAGGGUGGGGCAGCAGGAUGGCCAAGGAGGGUGGGGAGCAGAGCCCAGCCUGGGCACCCAGGGGCUCCAGGCCAGUGGGUGGGGCCAGCCCACAUUCCUCAGUCCUGCCCGAGGGAGCAAGCCACCGUCUGACCUCCACAGGUCCUAGUGUGUGUACACUGCGGGAUACCCACGCUGUGCCCUGUCGGGCGGGGUCUGGGAGAGUGAAGUGUGUGCCUGGAACAGCUGGUAACCGAGUUCCAGCCUUGAGGAGCCCUGCCCUGCCUUCCGGGCCCUGGGCUCCUGUGAGAACCAGGCAGGGGCAGCCGGAUGAGCCUGGAGAGCUUGGGGCCUCCUUCUCCCAGGGAGUGUGGGGGCUGUGCAUCUGCUUACAUACUCUGGCCCUGUGCCAAAUCACAGGCCCUGGGAGAUCCCUGACCCCUCUCCCCCAGCCAGCCCCCAGAAGUCGGAGCGUGACCGGUGCCUUCCUCUGAGGAAGCAUUUAUUUGAUGGAGAAGGGGUUUGAGGAGCAGGUGUGUUCCCACCGCACAGCAGGAUGGGCAGGUGGCGAUUGUGGGGUCUCAGAGGCUAUCCCCACCUCACAGGCAGAUUCCUGGCAGGGUCACACUCUGCUGCACCUUCAGGGGCUCUCAAAGUCUACACCGCUGGCUGGCUUCUUACUGGGAGAGAAAGGAAAGUGACACUGUGGUGUUAUUGUGGGGGGGGCAGCGGUCCAGGGCUUGACCCUGGGCACAGGAGGGAGGGACAGGUGGGUGAGUGGGUGAGUACCUCUUGAAGCCAGGGUUGAUGAGGGACUCUCCUGGACACCGCCUCCUGACCCCGAGUCCAGGGCCGCCUCUCUGAGGAUCCGGGUCUGAGGGAAACAGAACAGGAAGGGGGUUCCUGCGUCUGGUGCAAUUCCAGGGCCACAACCCCCUCUCCACAUGCAUCCUCUCUCUGGAGUUUGAAUCUGGUUCUGAGGAAAAUGAGUUGCAGAGGGAAGAGCACAGCCCCAACCAAAGUCCUAGGUGACAGGCCUUACCUGGUAAGAAGAGCUGAGACCCCACCAGACAAGGGCUCUUUCUGGGGCUGGCAGCUGUCACCUCCACAGCUGGGGAAGAAAGACAAGAGUGAAGGCACGAGCAGGGGGGCCCUAGUGAGGACUCAGGGCACGCCCUCCCCACCCCACCUGCCAGCUGGCUCUUCAAGGUGCACACUUGGGCGGCCAGGCUCAGUGUCAGCGCCUGCAACCUGGAAGCUGCCUCUGGGCCCGGCACCUUGGAGAGGUCAAAGUCCAGUGCUGAGGGCCCCCCGGAGAGGGUUAGGGACGCUCCGUCCUCCUGCAGGGUGAAAGUCACAGCUUGCUGCUCGCAAGCUGCCCUAGGAAAGGAUGGCUGCUGAGUGCCGUGUGCAGAUCCCCUUGCUCCACACCCACCCUUCCUCCUGCUCAGGGGCUCACCUGAACCGGGGGGUGAUCUCCUCAGCCGCACUCAGGCCAAAACGGGCUUUCUACAGGGCACAGGGGCUGGUCACCAGCUGCUCAAGACCCUGGAACCACCCCAAAACUGCCUGACCCAGAGCCACCCGGGACGCCGGGCCAAUCAGGACUACAGCUACAAAGCUGGGGGAAGGGUGUCCAGACACCCCGCCCCCCGGGGGAAUCCCAGACCGCCCCCCUCGAUCUCCUAGGUGGACUGCAGUGCAGGAAGGGGUGCUGGGGGCUUCCAGGCCCGCCCAGGAGCCCCGCUACCCACGAGGGCCGCCAGGCUGUCCGCCGUGAAGCAGGUGCUCCAAAGCUCCGCGGCGUCGGUCACACUGUGGAGGGAGCGGCUGUCAGAUGGGACCGCCCGCCGAACUGUCCGCGCCCCCAGAGCCCCGCGCACCACGCCACUCACUAGAGGUUGAAGUCGCCAGGGCCCCCGUCCUCGCUUCCCUCCCCCUCGCAAAAGCACACGAAGCGCGGGGGCCCGGGGCCCGGCGGCAGCGUGCAAAGAGGCGGCGACAGCGGCGGCGGCGGCACCAUGACCCCACGGCGAGCGGAAACCCGGCCAGGGCGGCCGCAGGCCUAGGGCGCCUGCGCGGCAGCCGGCUCCGGAACCGGGGGCGGGGCCCGCCCCGAACUGUGCCCACGGGGCCUGCGCGGGGCGGAGCUUACGGCCCCGUCCCGGCCCCGAGGACCCUGGACCCGCGCGGGGCUGGCGCGGCGCGGCGGACCCAGCUUAGGGCGCAGGGCGGGGCUCGGUCUCGGGCGGGGCGGGGCGGGGCGGGGCCUGCGAACCUGCGGCGGGGCGGGGUCCCCGGGCUGGCCGGUCGCAAGCGCUGUCCGCACGCCCGCGUGGAGGCCUCUGCGCGCCUCCGCCACCGACCCCCGCAGCUGCGCGCCCGCCACCCCGCCGAGUCCGCGGUUCCCUCCGUUUGAGCUUCGCCCCCGGCUGUCCCAGCGGCCUCCUCCUGCCUUCCACACCGGCUCUCGCCCUCCCCGAGACAUUUCUCAGGUUGUCUUCAGAUACACAAAGGUUCCUAACGCCAAACUGUCUAACAGGUCAGAAUACAAAAGUGAAUAAAGUUUGGCAGUUCG